Messenger RNA from Coregonus clupeaformis (lake whitefish), 3690 nucleotides. RefSeq names its product vitamin D3 receptor B. NCBI's taxonomy places the organism in Eukaryota, Metazoa, Chordata, Actinopteri, Salmoniformes, Salmonidae. Gene Ontology annotation, molecular function: zinc ion binding; nuclear receptor activity; vitamin D response element binding. The record is from RefSeq and is a predicted model, not a curated record. Bases 457 to 1806 code for a protein of 449 amino acids. The transcript is spliced from 11 exons. Gene Ontology annotation, biological process: positive regulation of transcription by RNA polymerase II; cell differentiation; negative regulation of transcription by RNA polymerase II. Gene Ontology annotation, cellular component: nucleus.
GCAUACCAAAAAGUAAUGGCCAUCUAUUUAGGGUCUGGCCAGGGGAUUUCUCGUCUAUCAUAGCUAUUCUAUAGAAUUCGCCUUUUGUAGAGCAUGCGAACAAGGUAAAUAUCGUAACCAGUAUUCCUAGCCAUAUUCGUUCAUUGAAGUCGCGUUCGGUCUGAAUAUAGUUGAUAUAUCGCCUAAACUUGAUACAGCAAUUUAGGGUUAACCAGCCAUCUAGCCACGGUAGCAAUCAGUAUCAGCUCGCCAGCCAACAUUUAGAACCUUGGGCGUGAUAGUUUUGACGUUUCGAGUCUAUCACAUGCGGAUAUUUGUAAAACGCAGUUAUUACACAGUAUCUCAUACUACAAGUCAACAUGGAAAGACAUUUCUUUUCAAGAGAUUGACGACGACAAACGGAUUAAGGGCAAUUUAGUCUUGGAAAAAGUUGUACGCAGGAUUAAAGAUAUCUUUAUGGUUAAGAAGAGAGUUGCCAAGUCUUUAUCCCCCAUCUACAAACAAGGGCAUGCCAAAAUCUCAGUGAUGGAGACUACAGCUGUGAGUACCACCACUCUGGCCAAUGAUGAGUUUGACAGGAACGCGCCGCGGAUCUGCGGUGUGUGCGGGGACAAGGCCUCCGGAUUCCACUUCAACGCCAUGACCUGCGAGGGCUGCAAGGGCUUCUUCAGACGCAGUAUGAAGCGUAAGGCCAGCUUUACCUGUCCUUUCAACGGCAGUUGCACCAUAACCAAGGACAACCGCCGCCACUGCCAGGCCUGCCGGCUCAAGCGCUGCGUGGACAUCGGCAUGAUGAAGGAGUUCAUUCUGACAGACGAGGAGGUGCAGAGGAAGAAGGAUCUGAUCCAGCGGAGGAAGGAUGAGGAGGCGCAGAGGGAGGCACAGCGGCCCCGUCUGAGCGAGGAGCAGAGCCAGGUCAUCGCCACGCUGGUUGAGGCACACCACAAGACCUACGACGACUCUUACUCCGACUUCAACCGCUUCAGGCCUCCGGUCCGAGAAGGCCCAGUGACACGCAGUGCCAGCAGAGCUGCCUCUCUCCACUCUCUGUCUGAUGCCUCAUCUGACUCCUUCAGCCACUCUCCAGAGUCGGUGGACACUAAGCUGAUGAACUUCAGUAACCUGCUGAUGAUGUACCAGGAGCAGGGGGGCAGCCCGGACUCCGACGACGACGGCUCCAAGCUCUCCAUGCUGCCCCACCUGGCCGACCUGGUCAGCUACAGCAUCCAGAAGGUCAUCGGAUUCGCCAAGAUGAUCCCCGGCUUCAGGGAGCUGACGGCUGAGGACCAGAUUGCCCUGCUCAAGUCGAGUGCCAUCGAGGUGAUAAUGCUGCGCUCCAACCAAUCCUUCAACCUGGAGGACAUGUCCUGGAGCUGCGGAGGGCCCGACUUCAAGUACUGCGUCAACGACGUCACUAAAGCGGGCCACACUCUGGAGCUGCUUGAGCCCCUGGUCAAAUUCCAGGUGGGCCUGAAAAAACUCAACCUCCACGAGGAGGAACACGUGCUGCUCAUGGCCAUCUGCCUCCUCUCCCCAGACCGCCCGGGCGUGCAGGAUCACGGGCGCAUCGAGGCCCUACAGGACCGUUUGUCGGAGACGCUGCAGGCCUACAUCCAGCUGCACCACCCGGGCGGCCACCUGGUGUAUGCCAAAAUGAUCCAGAAGCUGGCGGACCUGCGCAGCCUGAACGAGGAGCACUCCAAGCAGUACCGCUCGCUGUCCUUCCAGCCCGAGCACAGCAUGCAGCUGACCCCGCUGGUGCUGGAGGUGUUCGGCAGCGAGUUCACUCGCAUAUCGCACGUCUGACACAACUGGGUAGCUGUAUGUAAGAAAUACCUCCACCUGGUUUCCGCCAUAUUCGGCUUUCAUUGAAGGACAGAAGGGAGGGAGCAACAUCCUGGAAUGAAACGCAGCCAGAGACUUAACUGUGACCUUUGUAUAGAGAGGUCGUAUCGUUUCGGUCGGAGAGUUGGCGUGCCUGCUCCUCUUGGCACAAUUGCAAUGGUCUUUGCCCUCACUAGAUGUCUCUCACUCUGUCCCCUUUCCCCAAUCCCUUCUCUCUCUCCUUCCCUCCCUCUCUCAGCUCAUUUUCUCCACUCUUAUGCCCCAACCCAGCUUUUUAGAGUAAACUAUUCUAUAUAGAUUUUCAGCUAAGGGCAAAAGUUCUGAGAGGACAACCCUCAGUAUCCAUUUAAUGCUGCUUUUAUCAGGAGCAUCACAGAUCAAUGGGAAUGUUGUUAUUCUUACUACCAUUGGCACGGUUGAGUAUCACCCAGCAGAAAUAUGCUAACCAGGACAUAGCAGGCCACAGUGUCAUGUUGUGUAGUUUUUGUAAAGAUGAGUAGUUUAGGUUGGUAUGAAGCUAGGACAAGCUGGUUCUAGAAAAGCACCAAUGGGGCAAGUUCCUAUUUGAACAACUUGGACUUGAGGAAGUUGAUGCCCAUUUAUAAAACGUUGAUUAAACCGCUUUAAUUGAUCAGUGUAAUAUUAAUCACCAGCUACCAUAGCCACGGGAAGUAGGGGUGCUGCAGAACCCCAUGAAAAAUAUAUUUUUUUUUUACACACAAAAGUAGUGUACUGGGCCUUUUACUAGUCCCUUAUUAGUGGACCAAUAUAGCCGUCUGUAGCGCGGGAAAAAAAAAAAAAUCUGACCCACCCGACAUUGCUCAGUUAGUACCAAUUGAAGAUGUUGAGUAACUGCUUUAAUAUCUUUGAGUACUGUUUUUGAAUACUUUUUGGCAAUGCUCCCUACUAUCUUUCCAACUAACUGUCUCAAUUUUGACCGUUUGUUUUCAAACAGAACUUUAAAUAAGAAAAUACAAAAUGUGUAUAGAAAAAUCAGGCAGUUUGAUAAUCAGUCGUCAUGCUAGCUAUUGGAGGUAUGUAGACCUUGCUACACAUGAAAUUGAUAGAAGCUAACUCAAAAGUAUCUUAAAGUUACCUGCAUGCAUAAAUAAUUUAUUUUUCCCAAAGAAAAUGGGGAAUUGGCUCCCAUGUACUCCUCACUCUACACUUUGGAGUACAAGGCAGGGAGUGAAAGGAGUUCAGAAUUAGUAGCUAUUAGCUAUAGGUAUUGACAGCCAGCAGACACUGUGGCCCUUCAGGGCCUGAGUUGAGUGCCUAUAGGAACCUUUUGAUUGGAGUGUUUCGUGAAGCAGGAUUAGAAAGUUAGCAAGCAAACUUUUCCAAUUAUCUUUUUCAAGUAUCUUAAAACAAUUAAAAACAAUGAUUGUUUCUCGAGAUGGCUUAUUUCAAAGAUUGGUCAAUACUACAUAACCUAUUAAACUGACGGGGAUUCUACUUUAGCUGUCUUUAAUGGCAAGAAAAUCGAGUUAAGAAUUGUUUCUAAAAUGUUCGCUUGUUAAAUGAAUAAUCCUGUUUUUAAGACACUGCACCACGUCACAUUCGAUGGAAAGCCAGAAACAACAAAAGCACCUACAGUAUUGUUUGUAACACAAUGCAUACAUUUGGAUGAAUAUGCUAUCCAUUACUGCCUGUCAAUGCCAGCAUUAUAUGGCUGCAAUUAUCAAAGUAAUUUGUCAAAUUUCUUGCAAUGUAAGUUCUUUUGUUUUUAUUUCUUUUAAGAUGUUGUUUUUUUCUAUUACAACAGACAUUAUAAAUGGGUGUUUUAUGUAAUGUUAUUUUUGUCAGAUGUUUUGCAAAUCAAAUAAUAAACGACUGUGCAUAGUG